Messenger RNA from Centruroides sculpturatus (bark scorpion), 1741 nucleotides. Its product is annotated as sushi, von Willebrand factor type A, EGF and pentraxin domain-containing protein 1-like. The transcript has 10 exons. Bases 59 to 1321 code for a protein of 420 amino acids. The record is from RefSeq and is a predicted model, not a curated record. Lineage: Eukaryota; Metazoa; Arthropoda; Arachnida; Scorpiones; Buthidae.
UAUAUCAGAAUAAACGUUAUAGAUUUUCGUUCUGGUUUUAACAAUUAUUCAUUUACGAAUGUGCCAAAGAAUUAUCAAUCAAUUAAUGAUAUUUACAGGAUUAAGCUUAGUUUUUGUCAGUAAAGAAGUGCGGAAUUACUCAAAAUGUACACCGAUCACAAUUAAAAAUGGAUUUUUUAAUGAUAACAUGCACCAAUACGAAUGUAACAAGGAUUAUUAUUAUUAUAUGUUUGGUAAUGAAACAUUAAAAUGUCAAGAUGAUGGAAGUUGGAAAGGAGAAAUACCCUAUUGUGCUAGGACAAUCCCUACGGAGAUUUGGAAAGACGGUAAUGACAAAAAAGUAAUACUUAGUUACAGUCGAUGUGUAGAAUUCGGUGGUAACACGUCUUGGGAGAUAAAAGUAAAUAAUCAAUCUUUCUCAGCUAUUAGAAUAUUGUUUAAAGCAAACAGAGAUGACAUUGGAUGUCCUGUCGUGAAUUUAAGUGUUAAUAGAUAUGUAUACAAAGAACGAUAUAAAACUAGUUGUCGACAAAAUACUGUGCAAUUUACAUAUGAAUUUAAAAACGUUAUGAACGAGGAUAUUAAAUUUACUCUAAAGAAGAAAUUUUCACGUUACUUUGAAGUAUGUGGAAUUUCCGUUUAUUCAAAAUCAGAAGAAAAAUGUCCCAUUCAAUCAUUAUAUCCAUCAAAUGGAUAUAUUUCUCCUUCAAAUGUUAACUCGUUAAGCUAUGGAGAACACGUGUCAUUUAACUGCAAUGAGGGUUUUCAACUGAAUGGGUAUCGAUAUCUUUACUGUGGAGUGACAGAUAUAUCCACUCAAAUACCUCAAUGUCAACGGAUUCAAUGCAAAAAUUCUCCGAUAAAUAUAUUAAAUGGUAUGUGGGAAAAUUGGAAUGGAACUAAACGUUACUUUUAUGAAGACGAAAUUCGUCUUAUUUGUAAUCCUGGUUAUAAAUUAAAUGCCACAGAAAGUAUUAAAUGUCUUAAGAAUGGAGAAUGGUCCCAUACUCAUGCAGCUUGUAUAGAGAAGAAAUUUCCAAUGUAUUUAGUAAUUAUAAUUUUGAUGGCUGUUAUAAUUGGGCUAAUUACAUUGUUGAUUGGAUUAUUCACCGUAUUUAAACACAGAAAGAAAAAGAUCUUAUCGGAUUCAAGAACUGAAACCAUAGCUUAUGCUAAGGAAUUCGAAGAAUCAAUGGAAGAAACUGUGUCAGAAAAUGAAUACUGUGAAGUGAAUUAUCAAGUGUUAAAUUUCCACGAUAAAUACAGACCUCAACUUCCUACAAGAACGAACAAAUCUAAAAAGUUUCCUUUGUUUUUAUAAAUUAAAUUUAUUUGUUUCAACGUUAAAAGUAUAGUUUAGAGCAGUGAUGAGCAACCUUUACUGGGCACAAGGAAACUUCGUAUACAUUUUUCUUAUAAAGUUGCAGCCUUUAGCAUGGAAUGUGUCAAUGAGUACCAACACCACGGACUAAAAUAAUAUGUGCUAUUGAACGUUACAAUAAAACACUAAAAAAAAUAUAUAAAUAAUAGCAAUCUUUAAGAUACUCGUAAUAUAUGCUCAUUUAUAAAGUGAUAUUGAAACAUUUAUAUAGUCAGUAGCGCUUUAUCUUAUUCGGCAAAAAGGGCAAUUGCCAGGAGCUCUGACUAAUAGGGGGGCCUACAUUAAUAUUUUAUAAGAAAAUAUUUCCCCCAAAAUUCUCCCGAAGAAAAAUGUCGGAAGUCAACACUUGAGAUUUGUGUA